Messenger RNA from Lethenteron reissneri (Far Eastern brook lamprey), 8904 nucleotides. Its product is annotated as ensconsin-like. Gene Ontology annotation, biological process: microtubule cytoskeleton organization. Lineage: Eukaryota; Metazoa; Chordata; Hyperoartia; Petromyzontiformes; Petromyzontidae. Gene Ontology annotation, cellular component: microtubule cytoskeleton. The record is from RefSeq and is a predicted model, not a curated record.
UAGUUAUCUUCACCAGUUAUCUUCACCAGUUAUCUUAGUUAUCUUCACCAGUUAUCUUCACUAGUUAUCUUCGCCAGUUAUCUUCACCAGCCAGUUAUCUUAGCUAGUUAUCGUCACCAGUUAUCUUCACCAGUUAUCUUCACUAGUUAUUUUCACCAGUUAUCUUAGUUAUCUUCACCAGUUAUCUUCACCAGUUAUCUUAGCUAGUUAUCUUCGCCAGUUAUCUUCGCCAGUUAUCUUCACCAGCCCGCCUGCCAAGCCGCUCAUUCAUUCCGGCAGCCCGCGACGCCGGUCAUCUCGCCAGCCCGCUGGUGACCUGGCGCAGUGUUCGUCUCGUCAGACACUCAGCCAGUCAGAUCUCAUCCUGUCGCUGUUGUAGUUACCUCCACAGUACAGAGAGAGAGAUUAUUGUAGUUACCUCCACAGUACAGAGAGAGAGAUUAUUGUAGUUACCUCCACAGUACAGAGAGAGAAGAGAGAUUAUUUAGAGACACUAAUCCAGCCACAAGACAUCAACACACCACGCCUGCAAGCAAUGGAAACCAUCUCCGUCUUAGAGGGAGCCAACGGGAAGAUGGAAGACAAGCUGAGACAAGCCAAGGAGCGCCGCGAGGAGCAGGAGAAGUUGCUGGCCGCCCGGGAGCGAGCGUGGCAGGAGCGGGAGGAGCGCGCUCGCCUGCACCAGGAGCAGCAGAGGGACGAGCGUAGGCGGCGCGUCGAGCAGCAGAGGGAGCGCGACGAGAAGCGGCGCGCGGCGGCCGACGAGAAACGGCGGCACCUGACCACGGUGGAGCAGGUGCAGCCGAUCAUCCAGCGGUCAUUGGAGAGACGCGGAAGUUUGGACACACGGCGCAAACGCUGGUCCUGGGGAGGGAGCAGCUCCGUGGUCGCCACUCCUAACUCGCCCGUGCAAGAAGGAGGGAGAUCCCUGGCCUCAAACAUGAGCCAACCUAAGCCCGGGGAUUCUUUCAUCAACAGAAGAUUCUCAGCCUCUUCCGCAGGCAUCUGUGGGUCACCUGACAGAGCACCAUCUUCGUUUGAACGCCAGCCUUCCGACCUUAAUGUUGUUAGUCGGUUGAUGGCCCCAACGCGUUCAUCUUUAGCACGCAGCCGGAGCUGUGCUGUCCUCUCCCUGACCGGGCUGGCAUCCGGAGGUCGUGUUGGGUCUUCGGGAGGCCCGGUUAUUCCUCCGAACCGCCCCUUGCGGAGCCGGAGUGGAGACAGACUGAGCAAGGACUCUUCAGACAAUGGCUCUAGCCAGGACUUAGAGACGAGCUCUAGGAGUCAGGAGACGCUUCCGGCCAUGAGACGCGAAGCGGCGCACUCAAAGCGCUCCCCUUCCCCGGCCACCGAGGCCAACGACAAAACCCCGACCUCGCCUGCGGGCGGCAUGGCCAGGCUGCCCUCUCCGGCGAAAUCGUCUCCCGCGCGACGCCGCAGGACGUCCCCCGGCAACGCGACCCCCCAGUCGCCCUCUCGCCAUCGCCCGCCGUCGCCCAGCAACCCGCGGCAGGCGCGGCGAUCGGGCGAGCGGACGAAGGAGCGAGCGACCACGCCGGGAGACGUCAAGUCGCCCGGCACGCCUGAGAAGAAGCUGCCGCGCGGAGCCAAACCCAAGGACAAGGAGGCCUCCGAGGCCCCGGCUGAACAGGCGAACGCCGGUGAUAGCCGCGCUGGCACCAGUAAUGCAGAGGAAGCCACGAGGCUGCUGGGAGAGAAGAGACGCCAGGCUCGGGAGCAGCGCGAGAGGGAGGAGGUGGAGCGUCGCGUCAGAGAGGAGAACGAGCGGCUCAUGAGAGAGGAGCUGGCUCGCCGGAAGGCGGAGGAGCGGCUGCGGCGGCAGGAGGAGGCGCGCCGCGCGGAGGAGCAGCGGGCGAGGGACGCGGCCGAGAGGGAGGCCCGCGCCGUGGUGGAGCGGCUGCAGCACGAGCGCGACGAGCACAACAAGCUCGUCGACCUGCAGCGGCAGAGAGAGGAGGCUGAGGCGCGGGCUCUGGAGGAGGCGGAGCGGCAGCGUCAGGAGCGCGAGAAGGUUUUCCAGCGGGAGGAGCAGGAGCGACAGGAGAGGAAGAAGCGCUUGGAACAAAUCAUGAGCAGGACCCGCAAGCCGUACAAAGCGGACGUGGGGAAGUUAUGCUUCCUCUCGUUGCAGUCUGUGCUGGAACCCAUCGUUGCCGUUGAAGAAUCACAGAACAAGGGCCUGGAUUUUAUUUCGGAGGAUGGUAGUGAACAAACAGAAGAUUUCGCAGCUGAGGAGGACAAAGAGGAGGAGGAGGAGGCCCUGUUGGGCGGAAGCCCCGACGGGUGUGAGAGUGGAGGAGGGGACGACGCCCUGGGGUCGGCGCUGGCAGCGGACGACGGGAGUCUGGCGGAGAAAGAGGGGAACGCGCCGGGGAAGGUUCCUGGGCACAUCCUCUCAGCGGUCGCGGAGGCUUUCGACGAGGUGCAGUCGAUGGACGUAAGCCCUGUCUCUAAGGAUGACGGCUUGUCGGGGCCCGACUUCUCCCCCCUCUACGAGCCCGGCCCGGCACUGACGGGCGUCCCGGGGUGCGACGAAGACGACCUCCUCUCCUCCCGCGGGGACGGCGACGGCGCCGAGGACCAGGACGACGCGGGCGACGGCGGCGACGACGGCGGCGGGAGCCCGCUGGGACGCCGCCGCCGCCCCCCGCCCGCGUCCCUCGCCGCCGACUUCGGCCCGCCGGCCGCACACCGCGCGGACGACAUGUCCAACAGCAACGUCGUCCCCGCGUCUGUGAUCGUGUCCGCUGUGUCCUCCUCCGACAUCUGUCCGAGUAUUCCCAGCGUGGGAAACGGAUCCUUGCUCGAGCUUUAGGUCCCGUAGGGCGCGCGGAGGAUAGGCCGCCACCUGUCCCGGUGUUACCCGGGACCGCUCUUACAGCCUCAUCGCCCCUAUCACCAUCUGGCUCUUUCAAUCUUCUCUUCCCCAUGGUCACCAAGCUCUUGAGUGCUGCCACUCCAGUGCCUGUCUCAGCGAUCUGACCUGCUCCACCCUGCACCCAUGAUAACCGACAGCACCAUCAUUGGUGACUCAGGCUGGAGAGUUCCUAUUUAUGGAACGGAGUCCUAGAGUAAUAUGGCUGAACACAUUGACGCUGCUUCUGACAUCUUGCAUCUGAGGCUGGCUGUAAGCUUCUCGCCACCAGUAGAGAAAUAAUUGCCAUCAAAUCUGUAAUAAAUAUAAUGCUCUUGUUGUUUUACCCAUGCUUUAAGCAAACUAUUUCUACAAGCAUGGAAAUUCAGAGUUUGUUUUUAAAUAGCCGUCAAAUGUUCUUUAACGCAGCGCUCGAAUUACAGUGUGAGCAACAGCGUCGGCCUACGUCAGACGGGGGCAUCAAUUCCACCGCUGUUUUAAUUGACCUAUAAAUUGACGAGUGGUGGUGGUGGUGAUGCGAUCUUGACUGCUUCAUAGCUGCUUUGGAAUCGAUAAGAGUGAGCGGAUCUGCAAUGAGCCACUGUGGGGAAUAUUCAGUACGGGUGAUGGGGAAGUGAAUGCCUCUCCUACCCGUGGGUAUUGCAGAGCAGCGUUUUGAACCCGGAGGGCCACGGCAAGAGUCUCCGUGGGCCUCAUGUGGCCCGCCAAGUUUCUCACAGCCCCCGCUGAGAGGUCCGGCUCACGGAGACAUCAAGAGAUGAGUGAUGUCUGAGAUGUCGACGAGAGAUACAGAAAUAAACGGAGGUGAACAAGGUAGAGCCGUGAGAGAGCUGCAGAUGAGAGAUGCAGAUUUAGUGGGCGUCGUGUGUACGGACGUGUUGCGACGUCGCGACGCCCCAGACUUGUGUCACGUGACUUCGCAUGAAUCGCUCGCACACGCCGAAUUCUGUUCCAGAGCCCAUCAGAAAGUGUAGUUGAAAAACGUUGCUGUGUAGGACCGACUACAUAGGCAUGCGACCAGUUCACCACCUGCACUUUUCCACGAGAUUCUCCGUGAAUUGUCGCAGGUCAAUUUAAGAAUCUCUCGUCUCGUACCGGAUCGUCGAUACCGCCCGUAUCAGGGUCUUCAUUUCUCACCUGAGUGUUUCCCACAUCGCUGGUGAGGCUGGAGUAGGUGGCACUUGACAAAAGUAGUGGUCACGGCCAUUGCGAGAGCUAUAGUCCGCUUGUGGUGUGACGGGCGUGGAAAAUAUCGCCGGCACAUACAGACCCCGGCUAAAGUUAAUCCCUGGCCUGUAGUCUGUCUUAUGUGUUUUCCUUAUAUCUCUACGUGUUACCUAUAUCAUCAUUUGUUCCUUCCGUAUAUCGUGUACCAUUUGUCUCGAUUGUGCCGUUCCAUUGAUGUGCGUAUUUUUUGUUCUUGUUUUUGGUGUCAAUGGUACCGUUUCGAUUGCGCUGCUCGCUUUGUACUCCCAAUGUUGUAAUUUCUACAUCGUUUGUAUCGUCCGCCUCUCGUGCGCCGUUGUGUCCCUCACCGCCUGUGGGCACCGGUGCGGGUGCAGCGCCUUGCACACACUCCGAUAGCAACACCACCCUGGGCUGUCAAUCUUAAGGGCACUGCCCGUGCGUGGGAGUUACCGUUUAGCCACCGUAUGAGUUACUCGAAGAGCCAUCUAGUAAAUAUCGCCUGUAAAUUAUGACAAGUUAAGGGGGGGGGGUUACUGCCAAGUAAUUUGUGUCAAUUGGAUUUAGGGGUCACUACUCGCAUGCGAAUGAGUCACUGUUGCGAUGGCAUCACUGUUGCGAUGGCAUGCGCUUUUAAGCACGUGUGUGAGUGUGUGGGUGUCUGAGACGGCCGUGUGUUAUAUUCACUAGGCGGUGAUCAACCUGGAUGAUGCUUUGGUGUUUUUUCCCAAUAUCCCAAUGCUUUAUUUAAUAGGGAAAAUCAUUCCGAUGUCGGAUGUUGCGUUACUUGGUGUAUAGGCGAUGCAUUUGUGUUGCCUGAGGCAACGGUGGAUAUUCUCCAGGUAGCUGUUCGACUGAAGAAGGCACGUGACUGACAGCCGCCAUGGCGCGGGUUACGCUGGAUGUGAAGCGCCGGGUGUGGAAAUAUUACGUGGGUCUCCAACCCAUACAGACCCGGCUGAAAUUAAUCCCGAAUAUCGCCCCCUAAUACCAAGGAUAUUCUCAAUACAGGCAAAUAAUUAGUACAUACGUACGAAUGGAAGCCCUUUUCCCAAUCCGCUGCUGGAUGAGGGCCUCGUCACGCCAUGUGGGUCGUAAGAAGUUAUAUAACCAUACUUCACCACGAUGGUCAUUGUGGAUUGGUAAAAUUAUUACCAUGAUCGGAAUCCGUGUCUGCUACCCGCUUUUGACGUGUGGUUCAGUAACACGGUUGUUAACAAAAAUGUUUCACGUAAACUGAAAAUUGCUCAAAUCAGCAAGGAAUGCUGCACUCCGAGGACACGCCAAUUGGUUCUCUGUACUCGGUAUUAUAAAGGUAAGAGCGCAGCCCCGCAACAGCUUGCUCACACCACUGCUAGCGAAAAGGACCUCCACUGGAAGAAGCUCUAGAGAGGCCCUCUGGAGCAGACUUGGCCUAUUCUUUCUUUUGCACGCUGGCCAGAUGUCUUGUAAAUGGUUGGGAGUACCCACGCAUUACCCCAGCACGCGCGACCUGGCAAUCGACGAGCCGCGCCGUACACCCGAUUGGCACCGCUGGUUGGGCAGAGCGUGGUGGAGAGGGGUGGAGGGGGGGCAUUUAAGAAACUCACACCGUUGUUUCACCCGCCACGCCGGGAGAUGGAAUCGAACUGGCGACCUCUGGAUCGUAAGUCCAGCGCCUUGCUGCUGCUGCUGCUGCGCUGCUGACCGUGACACCGCGUCGCAGUCGAUAAUGUAAACUUGGAUAAAUACGUAAGCGUUGUUAUCACACAACUCGCUGAAUUCAUUUAUACAACAUAAUUUACGUGCGAAAUAUAGCCACAGAAGUGAAACAUUGUGUCCGUGGCAGUAGGAAAUGUAUGACUGCGCAGUGUGUGUAUGGAUUAUUAUACAGAUAUAGCAUCGUACCUGAAUGAAAUAAAAUGCUUUAAAUGUACUGCUAAAUUAUUAUUACGCAAUAGAUGUUAAGUUAGAAAUAGCAAAUCGUAUAAGCUAACCAAGUACAGCUGUAUAAUCGCAAUGCGAAGUGGAUAUGAUAUUAGGUGACCAUUUAGCUCGUGUGUUAGAUAAUUGAGUAGGCAACGCUGCAGAAAAACUGUGUUCGAGUCCAGGUUUCAGUCAUCGUUAAUUAAACCAGCUUUUCAAUUUGUAGUGAAUUCAUGGUCUCAGCCAGGUUACCAAUGACUUACUGCACAAACACAAAAAAAAUGUCAAAUGUGCUUUGCACUCGGGCAAAUUUCAACCCUGGCAAUUAAACAUUUUGCUUUGAUUGUAUGCCAUGAACGUUUGUAAUCAGUAGGGACCUCAGUAGUAGUUCUGUGUUGUCACCUUCCAGAGGCUGUACUCUAACAACACUGCCUUCAGCAACAAUACUGAAUGGAUAUCUAUCUGCCAAAUUACUUAAUUUCAGUUAGCAAAGUUGGAAUAUAAUCCAGGAAUAGGACAAGUUCAUAUGGCCAUAUGUUCAUGGUAAUGGGACACUGGCGGGUAGUUAAGCGAUUUAUUUUACUGGCUUGUGUAUUUAAUACAUUAUUGCGUUUUCCUGUUUUACUUGAAAUUGAGGGAUUGCUAAAUUGUGAAUACUAAAUGCGUGUGUUAUAUAGAAACAAUUAGACAUGCACAUUGAAUAUUAUUCAGAAAAGAGUUCUAUUUUUAUGAUUUACUGUUGUGCGUACUGCCGCUUAAUGUCAUUUCGUUCCUGUUAUUGUAGGUUAGUUAUUUAAACUUAUUUUAAGUUAAUAUUUAUAUAUGCGAAGUAGUGGUCUUAUCACCCUUACUUAGACAUAAUCAUAAACAAAUGUACCAAUUAACAUCAAUUAUAUAUCUACAAGUCAAAACUAUAUUUGACAUGCCAACAUCGUUAAAUAUAUCAUUCGCCAUAAUUGUUAUCUAAAGUCAACACAUCAUCAACUGAAUCAUCAUCAGCAGCUGUACACAUUAGCAUCACUCGGGCAAUAUUGUUGUUAUGUCAAACGUUUCAGUUAUUAUAAGUUCGUUAUAAAUCUCCUAAGUCGGUUCUAAAUCUUCAUAAGCCAGUUAGAAAAAAAACAUUGAGAAUUGAGGCCUUGACGGCAACUGCCAUAUACAGAUUUUGAUUGCAUGUCAAGUGCCCAGCUUUGAACAUGUGGGUACUUGAGAUCAACUCGAGGUGGCCAGGCAGCUCAGAUGGGGUUAAACCCUCGGUCGUAGACACUGAGCUGAGAACUUGGGUUUGAAUUCUGGUGUUUCAGCUGCCUGUGAUGAAUGAUCCCUGCUGGUCACCAAUGAUUGCACAAAUAAAUUUACACGCACAGCCCUUACGUAAAUCCGCGGUUUGUGCGAGGGCCUCGCCGUGCCGGUCAUUACUUUACUUCCACCACGCUGGUCCGUGCAGUUGGGUGGUGUGGAGCGUAUUUGUGGGAGCAUAGUACGAUGCAGCAGUGGCUCUUGCGGCAUUUCCCUCUGCGUCCCACAAUGUAGCACCGCGCGCGCACAAAACGAAACAAUUUGCCGUAAAAAAAUGUUCGGAUUUUCGAGUCUGCGAAUUCCAGCUUGCGGGGGGAGUCAUGCGGCCAGGGUGGUAAUUUGCCACGGGCCUGGUUGCGGAUCGCUGAACACGAGAGCUUGGCGCGUCACCCCCAGAAGCGGUUCUGUGGUGACCCCCAGAAGCGGUUUUGUGACCCCUGCAGCAUCUGUGACCCCCCCCCCCUCCAUCGCGCUAUUAUGGCAAUUCUGGCAUACGAAUAGAAUUUUAGUGCGUGUCGCGACAGCGUCGAUGCCGAUGGAACAAUUUGAAUACUGUAGCGAUUGGGAGAAUUUUAUCCGUGUGAUCAGAAGCGGUCGGUCGUGACGCUGCCGCGACCCCCCCCCCCCCCCCCACGAUGUCUCGCAUUGAUAUUCGGGGUUGACUGUGAGCACUGCCAUUGAAUUCGUAAUGUUGGCAGGACGCGGCGCGGAAACUAAUUUUGCGUGCCCCCCCCCCCCCCCAAAUGCGGAACAAGUAAACCGCGUACUCCAGACUGUGAGACGCUCUGGAACUUUGGGGACAUUUUGCAAACAAAAAAACCCACGUGUUUUACCAUCUUGGAGAAUUCGGUAUUGCUGGCGAAGAGCCACCACCACCAACGUCUUCCAGAAGAUGAUUAUAGUUGUCUUCUGGAAGGUGGUUCUUGAGAGGCAGCAAGAUGGCUUGGUUGGUCUUCUGCUCACGUACGGCUACGGAGAACGAACGGUCUUCCAGUAGAUGAUUCUGAACAACUGGAUUAAAACACGACAUCUUAAAGGAGAACGUGAUCUUGAUUUGAAGCUUUCGUGACUGCAGGAAUCCACACUCUUUGGUUCUUUCGGUAAAGUCACGUAGGUAAAAAAAUAAAAUAAGUGAUUUAUUAAUUUUAUUUUUCUACCUACGUGACUUUACCGAAAGAACCACAGAGAAUGGAGAACGUCAUCUCUGGAUUGCAAGACACGCACGCAGGUGUUGCUUUCAAAUAGAAGGGGGGGGGGGAAGUGGUGUGUCUAAUACGUUGGACAAUAUCGUAUGUUUAGUGUUGCGAAACUUGAAGAGAUAGAGCAAACUUGGUUACACCGCUAUCGAGACAAUAUAAUUAAUGUGCAUCAAAACUGAGCUUAAAUUGCAUUGAAUGUUUGAAAUGUCAAACUACUGCAAUACAAAUAGCAACAAUUAUAACGUGUGUGUGUGUGUUACAGCUUUGUCCCUUGCUACACUGAAAAAUACGAUUGGGGAAAAGCAUUGCGCAAUAUAGCAAUGCAAUGGAAACCACGUUGUUUACGCAGGUGAUGUGGUUUAAGUCCGUGUGGUUAUGUAUGGAAGGUUGUACGGUCACUUUCCCCAUGUGAAUAAAUAU